CUCGGUUCACAUCGACGGAACGAGUUGUAAGCAAAUGAGAACAUGUGUGGGAUCUGAGAGUGAGAAAAAGGCAGGGGGGAUAAGGGAGCAGGAGGAGGUGUGAUAAAAGCCAAUUUUACCAACGUGAAAAGUGGAUAAAAGAUUUGAUUGCCGGGCUAUUUUUUUUUUCUUAUUUUUCGGACUGGGAUUUUAUCGAUUCGUCACAUGCGCACGCCUCUUCAUUAUAAUUGCAGACAGUUGGGUGCUGUUCAGCCUGAAUGGACUUGAAUGUGCCACUGCCAGCUUAAUCCGUGUAGACUGGAAGAUUUAAUAAUUCACGGUAAUCACGCAUUAUCGCUUCAGUGGAUGCUCCCUACACAGCCCUGGUGAUAUUUCCCUUUUCCAUUCUUCCUGUUGUCUUCUGGAGGAAUUUAUCGACGACUGCCUGCAAAUAUGCUCCUUAUCUGAAAUAUCAUCUGUUGCUGCAACCGGAUUGAAAAGCCCCUAUGACUGACUCUGACAGGCAUUUUGGGCUGACUGUCUUGAGGUGAUGUAGACUAUCAAAUAAUCAACAUUUGAAUCAGCGUCGGACCUAUUACUCCAGGUAAAAUGGACGAAAUAAUAUUAUUAUUGUUAUUACUUCUCUUAUCUUUACACGCGAGGCUGUGAUUUUGCUUGCAUUCAACAUGAUCCAUCUCCACAACCAUCUUCUCCGGUGAAUUGUUGGGCUACUUAUUGAAUCAGACUGUAGGCUUAAUAUCCCUGUUACGAGGCGGAUUUAAGCGUGAAGUGGUAUCAAACACAGUGCGGGAAUCGUGGAGGUAUUUCCCCCACGCUCUCUACUAUCGAUUUAUUCCAUAUCAACUGAAGGGUAAAUGUUGAUGAUGGAGGACGACGAAUUAGAGGCUCAUCAGGUUGAUAUUGAUUCGGAUUUCGAGCCGCAAAGCCGGCCUCGCUCAUGCACCUGGCCAAUGCCUUGCCCGGAGGAUUUCCCCGGUGGACAUGAGGUCAGUGGGGGUCUUCCACUGGCCAACAUCAAGGUGGAACCGGAGGACAUCCCGGCUUGCAGAGCCGGGCUGGUGGGUGGAACGCCGGGAGAGCUGAAGCAUCCAGCCGGCGCCCCGGCACCCACAGGCGCGACGCACCCAUGCCUGGCUGGCGCGGCGCUCGAUGUGACUGGACAGUUGCGCAAAGCCAAAUCUUCACGGCGGAACGCAUGGGGCAACCAGUCCUACGCGGAUCUCAUCACCCGCGCCAUUGAAAGCACCCCAGAAAAGAGACUCACGCUGUCACAGAUAUACGACUGGAUGGUCCGCUAUGUGCCCUAUUUCAAGGAUAAGGGCGACAGUAAUAGCUCAGCUGGAUGGAAGAACUCGAUUCGACACAACCUGUCCCUCCACACGCGGUUCAUCCGGGUGCAGAAUGAGGGCACGGGGAAGAGCUCCUGGUGGAUGCUGAAUCCAGAGGGAGGUAAGAUGGGUAAGGCCCCUCGUCGAAGAGCGGUCUCCAUGGACAACAGCACGAAGUACCUGAAGAGCAAAGGCCGCAUCAGGGGAAAGAGGGUUGGCCGUCCAGUGAUCGGAGCUGGCUCUGCAGUGGUGGGGCUUCAGGGCUCCCCCGACCGUAGUAGCCCCCCACGGAAAGUGCUCCCAGGGGCUGGAGGUCCAUCUGGGACAGAGGCGGAGUUUGAUGCCUGGACAGAUCUCCACUCCAGGGCUAGUUCUUCAGCUUCCACCCUAAGUGGGCGUCUGUCACCCAUCCUUGCUGAAGGAGAACUAGAGGAACCAGAGGAGGGAGGCCUGUCCUGUUCCACUUCCCCCCACCUCUACCCCUCACCCUCUAGUGCCCGUUCUCCAUCCAUGGGUGCUGGGAACCACUGUCCUCCCCUGGAGCAGCUACCCCAGCUGGCUAACUUGACUGGUGCCAUCAGCCUAGAAGAGCGUCUGAUGGAGGAUGGUUACCACCACCAUCACCAGCAGCAGCCACAGCAACAUCAGCAGCAUCCCACUGUGGGCAGACACAAGCACCAAGCCCCGGUCUACCACUACAACUCUGGGGUGAAGGGCCAGAGCUCUUAUGGUGGCAACGUCUACGGACCGACGAGCAUGGGCAUGCUGCGCCACCACUCACCCAUGCAGACCAUCCAGGAGAACAAGCCAGCGAGUUUCUCUGGAACCAUGAGGGCGUACUCCAGCACCAACGCCCUGCAGAGUCUGCUAACAGGGGGCUUGGCUGGGCAGCAAUACUGUGCCAAGGACAUGAUGCUGGGGCAGGAGCGGGAAAGCCACCCCAUGAUGGGCCCAACAAGUAACGGCAUGGGCUCUACCCGCCACAGCCACCACCCUGGGCACCACAACGGCCACAGCCACAAUGGACCUCAUAGUCACAGCUCAGCUCAUAGCCAUAAUGGAACUCACAGCCAUACCCCUAGUCAUAAUCACAACAAUGUAUCCAACCACAACCACAGCUCACCUCAUAGCCACAGCCUUGGCCACAAUGGUCACAACCUCAGCCAGAGCCAUAACCACAGUCACACGCCGCCCCGGGCACAAGCCCUUGCCCCACGUGGCAGUGGCAGCCAGCUGCAGCCCUACAACCACAAAACUCCCUACCUGUACAGCCCCCCGUCACAUGCCCACCUCCCUGCCUCCACCACCCUCCCUCCAAACCCAGCCGGUAUGCUGGGCAUGCCCCAGGACUCGUGCCACCUGGCCACCGCCCCACAUCCCCGCCACAAUCAUUACCCUGGACCGCAACACCAAGGCAUGGCUGAUGGACCGUACCACCACAGCCAGGGGAUGGGAGGAGGCAGUGGUGGUGGCAGCUACCAUGGCUAUCACCAGCCUCACCCUCAUGAUAGACUACCAGCUGACCUGGACAUUGACAUGUUCCAUGGCAGCUUGGACUGCGAUGUGGAGUCCAUUCUACUCCAUGACAUUAUGGACUCUGGGGAGGAGAUGGACUUCAACUUUGACUGCUCCCUAGCUCAGGGGGUAGGAAUCGGGAUGGGUAUGGGCAUGGGUGUGGGGGUGGGUGUGGGCAUGGGAAUGGGAAUGGGGAUGGGUGGACUGGCCGGCCCACAGCAGGCCCACAACAACCAGAGCUGGGUGCCAGGAUGAGGUCUUGAAUGGAACAUCCUGCCCCCCAGAAAAACUACACUACCCAUGAAGCACUGUGCUUGACUGUGACAUUCCUGGACUUGACACAGAGACUAUAGGACCAACACUCAGUCACUCCCGCCUCUCUUUGUUGUCUUGACAAUUCCUCCCUCAUCCCCCUCUUUUGACCCCCCCCCCCCAGAGAUCUAGUUCAUGUCACAUUAGGUUUUUCCUCUCAUCAGCUAUACUGUGAUGACAAUCUCUCAGCUGUGCUUGCCCAACAUCGCUUCUCAUCUACCAUGAGAACUGAACUCUCAAUGCACUUUAAUGCAAGUGGGUCACAUCUUGCAGUACAAAGCGUUCGCAGAGCAGCUCAGGCAGAGCUUGGCAUGUUUUGUAAGGUGGCUGCAUUAUUUGACGGGAACAAAUGAAGAAAUCGCAGGCUCCGUAGAUAAGGUGUCAGAUCUUGGCAUUGAAUUAUAAUGGGGUUCUUAUUCUCAUAUGCCUUCACUGUCAGUAGUAGAGGGAUAAUUUUGUUUCAGCAAAUAUCCCUUGUGUAGCUUUGUGAUCUUAUCUUUUUGUGUCAGUUAAAUUCAGCGGUAGCUAAAAAAUUUUGCAGUGACCUGUGCCUCAUCAUUGACUUAAACGAAGAUCAGAACAUCUACAGUUGCAAUCUGAGACCUGUUUUCUUUUUAAGUGAUAAUGAAGCUGACAUGGUCAUGAGAUCUAAUCAAUAGUCUUACAUCAGCAGUGCUACUAUUUACAGCUUCAUGGGUUCAGACCUUGGCGAUGUCCGUUGACUUUACUCUUGGGUGUAGCUUUUUGUUAAUGCCCUUUUGCCAUGUUUAGAGAAUAUUAUCACUACAUCGUUAAGUGGAUUCUAUCAAUACUGGCUAGCAAGCAAUUUGGUGAAUUAAAAUGGCAUAUCACCUUGUCUCACCUGGGUCUCUGGUGCCAGUUUUUUUUUUCUCUCUCUCUCUCGUUCUCUCUCUUUCUCUUUCUCUCUCUCUCUCUGCCUGCCAGUGGAGACAAAGUGGCUAUUCCUCACACCGAGCCAUUAAUGUGGCUUGAUUGAAAUUCAGCAUCUUGCUUUUAAUCUCCAAAGUGAUGCGGUGGCAAUGCGUCAUUAUUGAGAAUCUAACGUGUCGUCCUUCCAUCUCUCACCCCGGCCGGCCAGCAGCCGCUCGCCUCUCCAACUUAAUGUGCCAAGAGAGCGAGACAAAGCUGUGAUUAACGCCAAGUCACUCUGCCUGCUGUCCUGCUCUGAGGAGGCCAAUGUCACUGUCUGCUUGCCUGCUCACAGAGGGCACAAAUGGAAAAGAUGGAGACAAGGAAAAAACAAAAGUCUGUGCUAACAGUGGGACCGCCAGCGCCACUUUCCAUGCUGUUUGGGCAUGUGUCUUAAUUAAACAGGUAGUGUACUUGUAUUGUAAAUCAUCUCCAUUAUCUGUAUUUUGUGUUCCCUUGAACAAGUUUUUAGUGCUCGUUCCCUGAGCCUAAAACACUUAAGAGGUGCAAAGAGAGAGAGAGAGAGAGAGAAGAUGGAGAAAACAAUCAGCCAAUCUGAGUGGUGUGAGUCUAUGUCAAACAGGGUUGCUAUGCCCCACGGCCAUCCGCAUCCACUUUUCGUGUGUUUAUUCUGUUGUCGUUCUCUCUUGUAGUUGUUGUUGUAUUGUUGAAAUUCUAAGGACCAACGAGGACAGCGUUAUAAUAUCGUAAGGGUGGGAUUCGAUGGCGAAACGAAAUUGGAAGUCCAGUAUUACCUUCCUAUGCUCUAAUACUGUGUACCCCUCCCACACAUGCGCUCUGUCCAAUUGUCUAUUGUUUGUGAGUGGGGGGGAGUCCAAAGCUUGUUUCUCGCUAGCCUUGGGAGAAAAAAAAAAAGAGGACACCCCUAUUCUGUGGUUCCCGUAAAGGAGACUCGCUGCGCU
Messenger RNA from Myripristis murdjan (pinecone soldierfish), 5008 nucleotides. Its product is annotated as forkhead box protein O6-like. The transcript is spliced from 2 exons. Bases 855 to 3098 code for a protein of 747 amino acids. Gene Ontology annotation, molecular function: RNA polymerase II cis-regulatory region sequence-specific DNA binding; DNA-binding transcription factor activity, RNA polymerase II-specific. Gene Ontology annotation, biological process: regulation of transcription by RNA polymerase II. Lineage: Eukaryota; Metazoa; Chordata; Actinopteri; Holocentriformes; Holocentridae. Gene Ontology annotation, cellular component: nucleus. The record is from RefSeq and is a predicted model, not a curated record.